Messenger RNA from Dicentrarchus labrax (European seabass), 2045 nucleotides. RefSeq names its product leptin receptor gene-related protein. The transcript is spliced from 4 exons. Gene Ontology annotation, cellular component: endosome. Bases 138 to 533 code for a protein of 131 amino acids. Gene Ontology annotation, biological process: late endosome to vacuole transport via multivesicular body sorting pathway; negative regulation of growth hormone receptor signaling pathway. NCBI's taxonomy places the organism in Eukaryota, Metazoa, Chordata, Actinopteri, Moronidae. The record is from RefSeq and is a predicted model, not a curated record.
UUAAGAAAGUCAUGUGACCAAGAAGGAAACCCCCGAUGGAGGAAGCAGGAAGUUGGUUUACCAAGAAGGAGAGCACAUAAACAAAACACAAAGAACUGAAUAAAAACUCAAGAAGAAGGUUUCACGCAUUCAUCGCAAUGGCCGGCAUUAAAGCACUGGUUGGUUUGUCCUUCACUGGUGCCAUUGGAUUAACAUUUCUUCUACUGGGUUGUGCACUGGAACAAUACGGGGUAUACUGGCCGCUGUUUGUCCUGAUUUUCUACAUUUUAAGUCCCAUCCCGACCUUCAUAUCCAGACGCGUCAGUGAUGACACCGACUCCUCCAGCAAUGCAUGCAGAGAGCUGGCCUACUUCUUAACAACUGGCAUCGUGGUAUCAUCUUUUGGGCUUCCCAUUGUGCUAGCCCGCAAUACCACAAUCCAGUGGGGCGCCUGUGGUCUGGUGAUGACAGGCAACGCUGUCAUCUUUCUCACCAUUCUUGGCUUUUUUGUUGUGUUUGGAGGUGGAGACGACUUCAGCUGGGAGCAGUGGUAGAGUGCCUGUAGACAGUGGACAGAUGGACAGAUGGAUGGUUGGGUAGGUGGAUAGUUGAACGGAUAGACUGCAGACUAAGGGGCACAAAUGUCCUGCACUCAAUGGGGGAUGAUGCUCAUGUACAGUAUAGGCUGUAAAAUGUCAGAUUUACUGGGCAUGUUUUCAGGCCGAUUGUUAUAUUAGGAGGUAUUAGGGUUGGAAGCAACACUAUGUACCCUAUUAAUGUGCCUUAUGUGUGGGACCAGAGAGACACUGAUGCCUAUACCCCUCUUAUGCUGUAACCCUAUCACUAUCCACCAUAACCCAUAUAUUUUAGCUUGUCUCGCCUCUCUUUCAACCCCCAAAUCACUCUGCGCAUUGCAGCUGCCUGCUAUUUCAUUAUGCUUCAAUUAAUUAAUAUCAUAAAGGGAUCCUAAAGAGUAACUCUAUUGUAAUAUACACUGCAAUGCUCACCGCAUUAUCUGUCCUCAUUGUUCAAGGGGAACUGGCUCUACUGAAUUAUGGCUUGCUUACUAUUAAGAGCACUGUUUGCUGUCUAAAUUGUAAAGGCAGGCUAAGUUACCUUAAUCUAUGCUAUCUGACAACAAGUUGUAGGAAUCCUAAUCAGGUAAAGAUCUAUUUGUAUGGAGGUAAUGUGUUUUUGUGUUUUCAUUAUGCUACAAGCCUUUAAAGCCUUACUUUUUGUUCUGGUGCAAUUGUUUACAUUCUCACCAAAGAUCAUUUUAGAUUGCAAAAAUGGAGCAUAUUCAUCACUGAACUGCAUUUUGAUCUGUGCUUUGCAGCAAUAUGAUCCUCAAAAGCAAGCUGAGGCACUCGACAAAGCUGUUUAGUGAAUAUCAAACAUCUAAGAAUUUAUGUUCAGUUAUCAGGCCUGAGAAAGCACCCACAUCCAUUCUAUAUUUAUGCAGACGACAAACAAAUUCAUACUAUCGACAUGAGCUUGAUAUUAAUUUGUGAAUCAUAUUUUUUACACGUUGAAUGGUAAAUACAGUACAUGUAUGUUGUUUUUGUCCUAAAGGAGAGGGCUCUACCUGCAAACUCAUAAGUGCCUGUCAUUCACAGUAUAUAUUUUGAUUAAUAGAGAAAUCACUGUGAUUCAUUUUUGAGUAAGUUUUUUGUGUUACAUCAUCAGGGGCCAUUGAAAUAUGUAAUUGUGAAUCAAUAUUACAUACUCAUGUUCUAUUUUGUCAUAAUCAAAAACUGACUCUUAAUAAGGUUCUGUAGUUUGUAUGAUUAUCCCACUUCAUAGAGACUAUCACAGAAAAACAUCUAGUUCAUGUCCCAUACAAUUUCUUAUCUCCUAAUUCUUUAACUGCUUUACAAGGGAAACUAUUAUAUUGUAUAUUUCACAACUGACAUUUUCAAUAAAGAAAGUUUGUUCUUUCUAUUGUGACUCCCAUAUCCACACUUUGAAAACACUAAUGAGUGCUGAAUAGCUCUCAAAGGUUAUUUUAUAAGCUCCUGACUGCAUUUUGUUUUCUAACACUGAUUAAAACUCUCUGUAUAAACAAA